CCUCUGUCGUUAUUAAUAUUCGCUCAGGAUGGCAGUGGACUUCAGAUGCGCAGUUCACGGCUCAGUCUUUUGGGGCUGUGUGAUUAUCCUCAGUAACGUGCUAUGUCCCAUUGAUGCGUACCUCUAUAACAACCGCUAUGCAGGUGAUCAAGUCUUCAGGAUAACUCCCAGCAACGAGGGGGAGGUUCAGGAGCUCAAGAAACUCCUGGGAAACAUCAAGGUGGACCUGUGGCAGCCCAACAGUGCCUCUCUGAUCCGAUACAACGCCACCGUGGACGUGCAUGUGAGACGGAACAACACGCGAGGGCUUCGUGCAUGCCUCCAGAAGGAACACAUAGAUUUUAAGGUGUUCAUAUCUAACCUUCAGAAGGAAAUUGAAAAGCAGACUGGAUAUCGCUCUUCCCGCAAGAAGAGGUCUGAAUCCCAAUAUGACUAUGAGGUGUACCACUCUCUGGAUGAGAUCCAGAGUUGGAUGUUUGAGAUCAACAGGACCCAUCCUCACCUGGUGGACAUGUUCUCUAUAGGGAGGUCAUAUGAAGGCAGGCCCCUUUAUGUGCUUCAGCUAGGAAAGAGAACACGGUCCUAUAAGAAGGCAGUGUGGAUAGACUGUGGAGUCCAUGCAAGGGAGUGGAUUGGACCAGCCUUCUGCCAGUGGUUUGUCAAAGAGGCUCUGCAUUCCUACCAGUAUGACUCUGUGAUGAGACGACUGAUGAACCAACUCAACUUCUACAUCAUGCCUGUCUUCAACGUGGAUGGAUACAUCUUCAGCUGGACUACGGAUCGUUUCUGGAGGAAAACCCGGUCCAAAAAUGGCAAGUAUCACUGCAGAGGUGUUGACGCCAACAGGAACUGGAAAGUCAAGUGGUGUGAGGAGGGUGCAUCCUCUCACCCCUGUGAUGACACGUACUGCGGACCCUUCCCUGAGUCCGAGCCGGAGGUCAAGGCAGUGGCCAAGUUCCUGCGGAAGCACAAGAAGCGUGUCAAGGCCUACGUCUCCAUCCACGCCUACGCCCAAAUGUUGCUCUACCCCUACUCCUAUAAAUACGCCACCAUCCCUAACUUCGACUGUGUGGAGUCAGCUGCACACAAUGCAGUGACUGCCCUGUACUCUGCCUAUGGAGUGAGGUACAGAUAUGGACCUGCCUCCACCACGCUGUAUGUCAGCUCAGGCAGCUCCAUGGACUGGGCCUAUAGGAACGGGAUCCCUUAUGCCUUUGCCUUUGAACUGCGGGACACAGGCUACUUUGGCUUCCUGUUACCUGAAGCUCUGAUUAACCCCACCUGUACUGAGACCAUGAGAGCAGUGAAGACCAUCUCAUCAGGCCUACUAAAGAAGUGUGAGACAGGGAUGUAUCAGCUGGACAGGGAGAGAUAUCCAUAUCUCUGAGAUAUAUAGACAUUUACAGUAUCUCCGCAUCUGCUAGAGAAUAACUACGGGUGGUGGGUUAUUGUGCCAAAAAGGAAAAUGCAACAUGUAUCAUGCAAGCCUUGAUGUUUACCCAAGAGUGGUCACCACUCCAUUUUAUGUCUGUAUGUUAGAGGCUAGAGUGGUACUUGAAAAUGCCCUCAAACUGGUUUCAAAUGUAAAAUUAUUUAGAUGUCAUAUUACAUAAACUCUUCACCUUGUACUAUCAACUACUGUACUACUGUUUACAGUGUACGGUGAACUCAAGCACUUCAAUGCCAUUUUCAAGAGACUGAUAUUGCAUUUCACAGAGUCUUUUUCUUGAACUUGCAGUUUUGACCCAUUAAAGCUUCACUAUCUGGAGCACCAUCAGCUAACUCAGUGGUGUAGUCGUGCCUGGAGAAGUGGGUAUAUUCUAUCUUUUGCCAAAUAUGUCCCAAACGGCCCGCUGGGUGAAUUCUAUGAGAAACAGUGACAUACACUCUGAAUGACCUAAAAUGAUAAAUCCCAUAUUGGUCUUUCAUAGUCAGGCCAACCCACGCUGUACUGUGCAAGUAGGGUAAUAGUAUGCCUACUAUUGAAAUGGAUACAUGAGGCUGGCCAACGUCAGGUUUUUUAUAGAAAAACAACAAAAUGGAAUGUUAUAACCUCAUAACCAUGUUUAAACCACUUUUGAGGUCAGGGAACACUAUAAGACAUUUAGAUUUUUUUGUGUAGUUACCCUAUAAUUUGCUGGCACCUAGCACUGUUGUUUGAUAAGCAGUGUUUCUGUAGGACAUGAGAUUGAGUUUGCAAAACAAAUGGCCACUAGAUUGAUGCAAAUAAUGAUGAUAUAAUUCUGCCAGGUAGGCAUAGGCUACUUUGUAGCUAGUUAGCGCUUAAUUUAGAAGGUUUUUGGGAAAGCCUUUCAAUCUACCAGAAGACGAUUAGGCCUAUCAUUAGCAUUGCUAUAUUUUUCCUGCUCCUGCAUUGUCUGAAACCAGGAUGUUUUAUCUCAUAUUAUGAGGCAUGUUUCAAAGUAGCUUAAAGACAAAAUCCCAACAUAGACCCAUGACAAUUGUUGCAUCUUUAGAUCUCCCCUCUUUCAAAAUAUCUAAAGGAUAUUUACAUCUCUGUCCUUGAAACCGCUUGCAUGUGCAGUGCACAUUUUAGAACAGUGUUUUCCCACAUAGGCCUACCGCCAUGUGCACAUUGCUGAGCCUAAAAUGUGAAAUAUUCGUUUUUUAACAUUUUAAGCUGAACAUUCUGAUCUGUUCCAUCAGCCUUAUUAAUUGAUAUGGCGUAUACCUCCACUACACUGCUUUGAUACGCAUCAUGGCGAUUAAGAAGUGAGUAUACGCAAAGAUCACUGAAAAGAUGUGGGCAUAAGCCGUAUGUAUACCUGCGUAUUCCACCCACUAAACCACUGAGCUAACUGCUCUAGAUGUCUUCUAAAUACAUUUUACAUUCAUUGUGGUAGAACAAGGUCAUAAAAAUGUGUUUAUAUGGUACAAACAACAAGGAUGCCUAAAGUAUCAAUAAAGGGAUAGUUCACACAAAUUACACAAUUACAUAUUGGUUUCCUUGCCCUGUAAGCAGACUAUGGACUAUGUAUGAUAGCAAUCCAUGCUUUAGUUUGUUUAGCUGGCCACUGUUCCAAUGCAAAUUCAAUGCAAGUCAACAGUACCUGUAUUAUAAUUUUUGCACUUUAUGUAUCUAAAAAUGUAUUGUGUAACUCAAUUAAGUUACUUAUAGAUAAUUUGGACAUUAACGUAAAAUGCUUAUAUAGGUACCAUUGGCUUGCAUUGGAUUUCUUCUACAAAUGCAGAAAAUGUAUCAUUUGAAACAGUAUCCAGGUAAACAAAACCAAAGCAUGGAUUGCUGUCAUAUCUUGUCCAUAGACUUCUUACAGGGUAAGUAAACCAAUAUGUAAUUUUGUCUUUUGGUUGAACUAUCCCUUUAACAAAGUGCCUUGAAAUGGACUUUAAACCCUUUUUAUAAUUUUGUAAAGGAUAAGUUAAUCUUUUUUUUAUCAAGGGGAAAUGUUUACUUUUGAUAGGAAGUGUAAAGAACAUUUACUGAAAUGUAAUACAUGUUAUUUCUUUUUUAUGAGGUUGUCACGUGGAUGUUUUCUUUGACAUUACUAUCAUUACAAACAUUACAAUAGCAUCAUUUUACAGUAACAGCCCACUGGACACAGACGUCAGUUCAACGUCUAGUUUUGAUUUACAUUUGGUUAAGUUGUCAACUAACGUGAAUGCAACAUGAAAUCAACAAAAAAUGUCACCAUGUCAAUCAUUGGAUUUAUGUUAAAAGUUGGGUGAAAAAAGACAAAAUGCCCUUAUAUUGAUGAAUUUUUGCAAAUCCAAUAAGUUUUCCACGUGGAUUCAAUGCAUCACAUCGAUUUUUGGGGUUGAAAUUAUGUGGAAACAAUGUUAACGCUAGCGGGACAACUUCUGGUGAAACUGGAGGGCGCGCAAUUCAAAUAAAUAAUCGUAACAAUUAUGGAUAUUAAACAUUUAGGUACAUAUAAGUGUCUUAUAUUGGCUGAAACCUUAAAUUCUUGUUAAUGUAACUGCAUUGUCCGAUUUACUUUUUUUACAGAUUUACAGCGAAAACCUGCCAUGCGAUUGUUUGAGGACGGCGCCCCACAUCAAAAUAUUUUUCCACCGGCACAGGUUUUAUCCAUUCACAAAUAACGAUUAAAUAUUCACUUACGUUUUGAAAAUCUUCCUCUGAUUUGUCAUCCAAAGGGUCCCAGCCAUAACAUGUAGUGUUGUUUUGUUAGAUAAAAUCCUUCUUUAUAUCCCAAAAAGUCUGUUUAGUUGGCGCCGUCGAUUUGAGUAAUCCACUCGUUCAACAUGCAGAGAAAGGAAUCCGAAAAUCUACCCCUAAACUUUGUUUCAACAAGUCAAAAUACAUUUCUAUUCACUCUUUAGAUACCCUAAAAUGUAAUCAAACUAUAAUAUUUCUUACGGAAAGAAGUAUGUUCAAUAGGAAGCCGAUUUUAGCAGAUGCGUCCUGUCUUCAUGGCGCGUAAACACGAAUUUCCAAGACUGUGUCACUGUACCUAAACUGAUAUUUCUUAUUCGUUUUUGAAGUUACAAGCCUGAAACCUUGAACAUAGACUGCUGACACCCUGUGGAAGCCAUAGGAAUUGCAUCCAGGGAGUUGCAUCCAUAGGAAUUGCAUCCAUCCUUUUAAUAAGAAAAUUAUAAUAAUUCUGGUUCGUUUUUCUUUGGAUUUUUUUCCUAACAUAUCUAUUGUGUUAUAUUCUCCUACAUUAUUUGAACAUUUAUACAAACUUCAAAGUGUCUUCUUUCCAAUGGUAACAAUUAUAUGCAUAUCCUGGCUUCAGGGCCUGAGCAACAGGCAGUUUACUUUGGGCACGUCAUUCAGGCGGAAAUUGAGAAAAAAGUUUUUAAUUCAAACAGUUUUUGCCCAGUGAGAGGAGUGUAAUAUCAUGUGUGGUAGGUAGUGUAACAAACGCAGUGAAGCAGUCUGCUAUUUCCUAUCUCUGUUAUUAAUAAUUUAUUCUAACAAGACCCAGCGUGCCGUGUUUCUGGGCCCUGCGACAACACACUCACACUGUAUAUUACCCUGUUUAGUCCAAUCAUCGCGUAUUUAUGCAAACAGUUAUCAUGAUUGCUGCCACUCUCCCAAUUGACAAAGAUCAAUGUGGAUCAAUUACUGUUACAAUUUGAUGUGGAUGACAAUGAUGACUUGGUACCAGAUGGGUCAGAGUUAGGUUUUUUCUAAUUUCUUCUCCCCCUGCCACCCUAAAACUCCCUUGAUCACAACACUAAAUAACUAAUGAAGAAAGAUCCUUGUACUGUCUGUCUCUUACUGUAGCUAGACAUCCAUCAAUCCUGUGUGGGUGUAAGAGACUGCUUGUGUUUAUUUUACCUUUAUUUAACUAGGUAAGUCAGUUAAGAACAAAUUCUUAUUUUCAAUGGUGGCCUAAGAACAGUGGGUUAACUGCCUCGUUCAGGGGCAGAACGACAGAUGUUUACCUUGUCAGCUCGGGGAUUCAAUCUUGUAACCUUCCGGAUACUAGUCCAACGCUCUAACCACUAGGCUACCUGCCGUGUGAGACAGUGUGUGAGAGACUGGUAAGAAUGUAUCAGGAUUCUCCCUCCCACUUGGGUGUAAAGUACUAAUAAUGGCUCUGGAUAAGCACUUUAGUGGCUUUUAGCCUCAAGUGUUGAUCAAGUACUCUCUUUCAUAGAUCCUCUUCCUUUGCUGACGCUGCAGUUUGGGUUACCUUUCGUUUUUUCUACAAGUAAACAACAUCAUGGCUCACUUUCAAGAGUGCAGUAUCACCCUACCUUUGGUGAAAAACAGAUUGAUUGCAGGUACCAGACAAAGGAACAAAUAGGUGUAGUAUUUUGUUCAAUAUCACAUCCAUUAUGCUAGUUAUACACAGUAUAAUGAGUUAUUUAACAUCACAUUCUUUACGCUAGUUAUACUCAGUAUAAGGAGUUAUUUAACAUCACAUUCUUUAUGCUAGUUAUACUCAGUAUAAUGAAUUACUUAACAUCAUAUCCAUUAUGUUAGUUCUACUCAGUAUAAUGAGUUGUUUAAUAUCAAAUCCAUUAUGCUAGUUAUACUCAGUAUGAGUUAUUUAACAUCACAUCCAUUAUGCUAGUUAUACUCAGCAUAAUGAGUUGCUUAAUAUCACAUCAAUUACACUAGUUAUACUCAGUAUAAUGAGUUGCUUAAUAUCACAUCAAUUACACUAGUUAUACUCAGUGUAAUUAAUUAGAAACACAGGAGAAUUUGUUAGAUUCAACAUUUUGUUGAUCCUGACUCUGAUAAUUUAAAGGCGUCUGAUGUGGUUCUUUGACCAAGAAGAAGAGUGAUGGAGUGCUGCAUCAGAUGACCUGGCCUCCACAAUCACCUGACCUCAACCCAAUUGAGAUGGUUUGGGAUGAGUUGGACCCCAGAGUGACCCCAACAAGUGCUCAUUAUAUGUGGGAGCUCCUUCAAGACUGUUGGAAAAGCAUUACAGGUGAAGCUAGUUGAGAGAAUGCCAAGAGUGUGCAAAGCUGUCAUCAAAGCAAAGGGUGGCUACUUUGA
Molecule: messenger RNA, 6463 nt
Organism: Salvelinus fontinalis (brook trout)
Lineage: Eukaryota; Metazoa; Chordata; Actinopteri; Salmoniformes; Salmonidae
Product: carboxypeptidase A6-like
Exons: 11
Coding region: 29-1387 (452 amino acids)
Biological process (GO): proteolysis
Molecular function (GO): metallocarboxypeptidase activity; zinc ion binding
Source: RefSeq, a predicted model, not a curated record